AUUGCAGGAUUGUUUGUGCAGCCUCGGUAGCGGUGACCCGCAGUGAUUCGGCCGCCGCGCCGGGGGGUGGGGGGGCUGCGCGGGACUCUUUUCUUUCAGACGGACUGCGGGGCAGUUGUGGAGCAUGUCGACCCCCGCCCGGAGGAGGCUUAUGCGGGAUUUCAAGCGAUUGCAAGAGGACCCACCUGUGGGUGUCAGUGGCGCACCAUCUGAAAACAACAUCAUGCAGUGGAAUGCAGUUAUAUUUGGACCAGAAGGGACACCCUUUGAAGAUGGUACUUUUAAACUAGUAAUAGAAUUUUCUGAAGAAUAUCCAAAUAAACCGCCAACUGUUAGGUUUUUAUCCAAAAUGUUUCAUCCAAAUGUGUAUGCUGACGGUAGCAUAUGUUUAGAUAUCCUUCAGAAUCGAUGGAGUCCAACAUACGAUGUGUCUUCUAUUUUAACGUCAAUUCAGUCUCUGCUGGAUGAGCCCAAUCCAAACAGUCCAGCCAAUAGUCAGGCAGCACAGCUUUAUCAGGAAAACAAACGAGAAUAUGAGAAAAGAGUUUCAGCCAUUGUUGAACAAAGCUGGAAUGAUUCAUAAUAGACAACUGGUCUGUUAAUCUUUUUCAUCAUCGUUGUGUAUAAUUUACCUCUCAGUAGAAAGGCUAACAAAUUUUAAGUGCCACAGGUUUUAAGGAUUCUGCAGAAAGAAAACAAAAGUCCUUCAGUUUAGAACCUACAAAAGCUUGUGUAUCUUGAUUAAUGUACUUUUUAUUGCAUGGUGUGAACUAAGUUAUUGCUUACAUAAAUUUGUAAUAUAUCCUGUUUGUAUUUUUUUCCAAGUGUAUAAUGUUGGUGUGGAGUUUUCAUGACAGAAUAUACACAUUUUGUAAAUCUGUACUUUUUUCAAAUAUUGAAUGCCUUAUUUUUGAAUUCUUUAGAUUUUUAAAUUGGAGAAAAGCACUUACAGUUUUUUAUAUAUAUUACAUGUAAAGCUGUUAAAAUACAUAACUUCAGUGCAA
Messenger RNA from Phyllostomus hastatus (greater spear-nosed bat), 1004 nucleotides. RefSeq names its product ubiquitin conjugating enzyme E2 B (gene UBE2B). Gene Ontology annotation, molecular function: ubiquitin conjugating enzyme activity. Bases 125 to 583 code for a protein of 152 amino acids. The record is from RefSeq and is a predicted model, not a curated record. The transcript is spliced from 6 exons. NCBI's taxonomy places the organism in Eukaryota, Metazoa, Chordata, Mammalia, Chiroptera, Phyllostomidae. Gene Ontology annotation, cellular component: HULC complex. Gene Ontology annotation, biological process: DNA repair; protein polyubiquitination; proteasome-mediated ubiquitin-dependent protein catabolic process.